Molecule: messenger RNA, 2195 nt
Organism: Arachis ipaensis
Lineage: Eukaryota; Viridiplantae; Streptophyta; Magnoliopsida; Fabales; Fabaceae
Product: GDSL esterase/lipase 1-like
Molecular function (GO): lipase activity
Source: RefSeq, a predicted model, not a curated record
AUAGGGAUUGAUAUAUACAUAUGUAUACACCAAGCAUAAAGCAUACAAAAGAUAAUAUGGGUGGUUUAAUGUUUUUGUUGGUGCUGUCUUUGAGUAGUGUUCUUAUUAUCCACACAAGUGAGGCUCAGAUAUGCUUACCCAAGAAACAUGCAUCCUUAUUUGUAUUUGGAGAUUCAUUGUUUGACAUUGGAAACAACAAUUAUAUCAAUACAACAAUUCCUUUUCAGGCAAAUUAUCCUCCCUAUGGAAUAACCCUCUUCAAGUAUCCAAGUGGAAGAUUUUCUGAUGGACGUAUGAUUCCAGAUGUCAUUGCUGAGCUUGCAAAGUUGCCUCUGGUUCCACCAUAUCUUCAUCCUGGAAAUCCUGAUUUCACCUAUGGAGUCAAUUUUGCCUCUGGGGGAUCUGGUGCUCUGCUUCAAACUGCUCAAGGAUAUGUGAUAGACCUUCACACCCAGGUGAAAUAUUUCAAAAAUGUAAAGAAAAUAUUAAGGGAGAAAAUAGGAAAUGAAGAAGUAGAGGCACUGCUCAAAAGAUCUGUGUACUUUCUCAAUGUUGGAAGCAAUGAUUAUGGUGGCCUUUUGAAUGUUACAAACUCCACUGUGAGCCUAUUGCCGGUUGAUAAACAACAAUUUGUUGGUUUUGUCAUUGGAAACCUUACAAAUGCCAUUAAAGAAAUUUAUGAGCAAGGUGGAAGAAAGUUUGGUUUUUUAAAUGUGGGUCCUAUAGGGUGUUCUCCAAGCAUAAGGGCUCAGAACAAUGGAAGCAAAUGCUUUGAUGAGAUUUCAGCGGUUGCAAGGUUACAUAAUAUUCAACUCUCAAAGAUGAUUCUGAAGCUUAAGAAACAGCUCAGUGGAUUCAAAUAUUCAGUCCAUGAUUUCUAUGCUUCACUUUCUCCAGUUAUCAAAGAUCCUUCAAAAUAUGGUUUCAAAGGAGGAAGUGGGGGAUGUUGUGGAAGUGGAGCAUUAAGAGGAUUAGAUGCGUGUGGUGGGAACAAAGGGAUCAAAGAAUAUGAAUUAUGUGACAAUCCAAAUGAUUAUAUCUUCUUUGAUGCUCGUCAUUUUACGGAUAAAGCUAGCCAGUACUUUGCUCAGCUCAUUUGGGAUGCCAACUACACUCUCAAUAAGCCUUACAAUCUCGUGAUUGACCUUAGUAGCCAACUCAAAUACUUCAUUGAAGUUGAAACAUUGCUGAAGCAGAAAUUGAGAGAUGAAGAAGCUAGGACAUUAUUGAUAUCUAAAGCUAUCUACUUGUUUAGUAUAGGGACCAAUGAUUAUCUUGUUCCUUUCAUUCCAAAUAUUUAUUCAAUCAUUUUACAAAAGUACCCUCCACAAGUCCAUGUGGAUAUGAUUCUAGGCAACUUGACCAUUGUCAUCAAAUUAAUAAUAUGUUUAUUGGGAUUUUUUAUUUUUGAGGAAAUAUAUAAGAAAGGAGGAAGAAAGUUUGGUUUUCUAAACCUUUUUCCAUUAGGGUGUUUACCCGUAGCAAAAGCACUUAAUCUAGAAAUCAAUAAAGAUGGCUGCGUUGAAGAGAUUAUGGAAAUUACUCAGCUACACAAUGUUGCACUUAAGGAACUCCUUCAAAAGCUAGAAACUCAGCUACAAGGAUUCAAAAGCAAAAAAUCUGGUGUGAAGUUCACUGACAGAGAACCACUGAGUGUUUUCAUCAGUUCAUCAAGCACUUUGUCAGAUUUAAAGAACAGCAUCUUGCAGAAGCUUGAGGUAUUUGGUAGCAAGUGGGUGAAGAAGCUAUUCUACAAGAUUCCCAUCGCAGUUGUCUCGACCGGUGUUAAGUAUGAUACCUUUGUGCUAGCGGCUGAUGAAGAUAUUAGGGUUCUAUUUCAUUGUGCUAGGAGUUUUUCGGAGGUCAGAAUACACGAGUUGUUCGCGAAGUUGGAGGUUGGUGUCGAUAGUUCUGGGGCAUCAGCUCCAGUUCAUAGCUUGACUACCGCGGGAGGUGCGUCUAGUUUGAUGCCUGCGGUCAGACCAUCUAUUCCGCUGGUUGCAUCUCCUUCAUUCGCGGUUGAUUUAGAUCGAACAGAAGUUGUUGGUUCUGUACCUUUGGAGAAUCCAGGGGUCUGUGAGCAGCAAGGAACAAAAAAUAAGAAUCUUCUUAUAAAAUUGAUUUUCAUUAUUGGCCAUAGCGGAAACAACACUCUUCCCAUCAUCCUUCAUUUCGUUAUUAUUCCGAUAAUGUGA